Messenger RNA from Salvelinus namaycush (lake trout), 915 nucleotides. Its product is annotated as alanine aminotransferase 2-like. The coding region runs from base 1 to 915 and encodes 304 amino acids. NCBI's taxonomy places the organism in Eukaryota, Metazoa, Chordata, Actinopteri, Salmoniformes, Salmonidae. The record is from RefSeq and is a predicted model, not a curated record. Gene Ontology annotation, molecular function: pyridoxal phosphate binding; L-alanine:2-oxoglutarate transaminase activity. Gene Ontology annotation, biological process: biosynthetic process. The transcript has 7 exons.
AUGUCACUCCUCUACCUGAGAGAGAUCUGCCGCAAGAUGAGGAGCAUCAAACAGACAGAGCUGGAGCCCUUGGUGAGACGAGCCAAUCAGAUUAAAACAGAAGUCACACAGGGAGGGAGGAAGCCCUGUAAGGAUGUGAUAGAUGUCAGCUGGGGAGACAAACACAGAGGAGGGGUCCAACCCUUGACCUUCGUCCGACAGGUUCUUGCAGCCUGCCUCUACCCUCAGUUGGCCCACAGUUACAAACUGCCAGACGACGUUAGACAGAGGGUCCAAAGCCUGCUGGGAGCAUGUGAUGGGGGGAGUGUAGGCUCAUACACACCCACUGGUGGUAUCUCUUAUAUACAGUGCAGUGUGUCUAACUUCAUCUCUCGACGAGAUGGUGGUGUACCAUCGUCCCCCGAGAAUAUCUUCAUGACCUCUGGCUCUCAAAGGUCAAUAAUGCAAGUGUUGAAGAUGCUGGCUGACUUCCAUAAUCAGGCCUCACUUCCGACAGGUGUGCUGACCGCUGUGCCCACCUACUCUUCCUUCAAAAUGAUGUUGCAAACGCUCGGUGCAACCGUUGUUCCCUACUACCUAGAUGAGGAGCAGGGUUGGGCAAUGGAGGUGGAGGAGCUACGCAGAGCACUACAGGCUUCUAAGGGUAUCUGCAACACAGUUGCCCUGUAUGUCAUCAACCCGGGGAAUCCUACAGGUCAUGUUCAGAGCAGGAAGUGUAUUGAAGAGGUGUUCCGAUUCGCUGCUGAGGAGAGGCUCUUCCUCAUGGCUGAUGAGGUGUAUCAGGAAAGUGUGUUCGGGGAGGGCAGUGAGUUUGUCUCCUAUAAGAAGGUUCUGUCUGAGAUGGGGCCUCCUCUCUCUCACACAGUGGAGCUGGCCUCUUUCCACUCAGCAUCCAAAGGCUUCAUGGGAGAGUGA